GUGAUCAAGCAGCAGGAGGGAAGAUGAGAGUAAAUGACACCAACAAACCGCUUGCUUCUAAACUGCAGCUAAAAUCAGUAUUAUAUUAAAAAAUAAACAUUAAUACUGAAUUUUCUGCAGAAAUUGAAAUAUUUGAGCACGGACAGUUUCAGUGCGCAUUUAGAGCGCGUGCUGUUUGCUCUCUGAUUCUCAGGCCUGAAGUGUGUAAGGUGAGACGAUGAGCAGGUGUGUGUUGGGGACAGGUGACCGGAAAGAGGUGGCGAUGGAGAGAGCUGUACAGUGGGAGAACUCAGAGCCAGCGCGCGAGGAGAGAACCUGACAGCCAUGAACGGCAAGCAGCAGUACUUCUCCGUGCACGCGCCGGUGCACGAGCCCAAGUACUCCAGCGUGCACACGAGCUCGGAGGCCAUGCGGCGGGUGUGUCUGCCUGCACCGCAGUUGCAGGCCAACAUAUUCGGCGCAUUUGAUGAGAGCCUGUUGGCGCGCGCAGAAGCUCUGGCGGCCGCCGAUCUCGCCAAGCCUCACGCGACACCAUACCACGCCAUGAACGGCGGCGUGUGCGCCACAUCCGCUUCCUCCUCAUCUAUCUCUUCCUCUUCCUCCCAUCAUCAUCACCACCACCAUCAUCAUCAGUUGAGCCAGACGCUGGAGGGCGAGCUGCUCGAGCACUUGUCGUCCGCACUGGCCGUUGGCGGCUUGGCACCGAAUCCGUCGGCUUUGGCGCACCAACAUCACCUUCCGGCCGUCGCGUGCCACCUGCACCAGGCCACAGGCCACGCGGGUCUCCCGCACGCGCACUCUCACCCUCACCUUCCCCUGCUUCCCGGCGGUGAUGGAGACUCGGACCCACGCGAGCUCGAAGCGUUCGCAGAGCGCUUCAAACAGCGGCGUAUCAAACUCGGCGUGACGCAGGCAGACGUGGGCUCGGCGCUAGCCAACCUCAAAAUCCCGGGAGUGGGCUCUCUCAGCCAGAGUACGAUCUGCCGGUUCGAGUCUCUCACACUCUCACACAACAACAUGAUUGCGCUACGGCCGGUGUUACAGGCGUGGCUGGACGAGGCCGAGGCGGCGCACCGAGACACGAGCGCGCGCACAGACCUGAUGCUGAACGGUAACGGAGAGCGCAAACGAAAGCGCACAUCCAUCGCAGCGCCGGAGAAGCGCUCACUCGAGGCCUAUUUCGCCAUUCAGCCCCGGCCUUCUUCAGAAAAAAUCGCUGCCAUCGCUGAGAAGCUGGAGCUGAAGAAGAACGUGGUGAGAGUUUGGUUCUGUAACCAGAGACAGAAACAGAAGAGGAUGAAAUAUUCCGCUGCGCACUGACUGAUCAACACUUAUUUACAAGGAACUAUUAAACACUUAAACACACGUGACAGGGAUCUACAAGUUCUGAUCAGGAACCAGGGCACUGAAAGAGUCCUUUUUAUUUUCUUGCUCUAAAUGUAUUUUGCACAGUAAUGUCACAGGACAGCUGCAGCUCUGCAUUUCACUUCUGUGGGUCUUAAAACCAGAAGAUGCCAGUUUUAUUGCGCUUUUCAUUUUAGAGAAGCCUCAAAGGCGAAAGUAGCUUUAACACUAUUUCAGUAUUAUCGCACAGUAUGUCUAGAAGUGUGUGUAAAUAUUUACUAUUAAUGCACCUGUACAUGAGCCGAUGGUAAAGCGCCAGAAACAUUCUUGAAAUUAUAAUGAAAUGUUGGUCAGAACUUCGCAGUUAUCUGAUGGACGUAACUUCCUUCCACACUGAACGGAUUCUGAAAUAAAAUCUGCAGAUCUGCUCGACAGAACGACAGAAAUAAAGCUGCUAUUGAAUCGUAGCCACCUUCACUGACUCGGAGAAAUGUCCUGAGAUUUCACUUGAAAUGUGUGACUGAAUAUUUAAUAAACCAUUUUUUCUAAGCUCUCGUGUCCACACAUAUCUGUAUAAAAAAAUUACAUCCACUAAAGACUGAAAUACCGGUUUAGUGACAACCUUCUGUCUCCUGCA
This is a messenger RNA of Ictalurus punctatus (channel catfish), 1981 nucleotides long. RefSeq names its product POU class 4 homeobox 3 (gene pou4f3). The coding region runs from base 325 to 1320 and encodes 331 amino acids. Gene Ontology annotation, biological process: regulation of transcription by RNA polymerase II. The record is from RefSeq and is a predicted model, not a curated record. The transcript is spliced from 2 exons. NCBI's taxonomy places the organism in Eukaryota, Metazoa, Chordata, Actinopteri, Siluriformes, Ictaluridae. Gene Ontology annotation, molecular function: DNA-binding transcription factor activity, RNA polymerase II-specific; RNA polymerase II cis-regulatory region sequence-specific DNA binding.